AAUGGCAAAAUUAUUAAUAGUAGCUAUAACGCAUACUGUAAUAUUAGCAUUAUACGUUUUUACUAUUUACUGCACUUUUUCAGUGCUGAAAUUACCAAACUUUGAUAAACAACAAAAUAACUUUAAUGUUGGUCAACUAAAAUUUCUUACGGUAUGGAAUGUGAUUGCACAAACAUUAUUUUUCUUUACGAGUCUACUCAAUGAUAUUUUUGGAACAAAUAGUAAUAUUCCAAAAAAGAUGCCAUUUAUACGAAGAUAUAAAGACUUCUACCAUGCAAGUGUUGGAUUUCCAGUGGCUAUAUUCGUAGGAUUAACAUUCUGGGGAUUAAUGUUCGUUGAUCGUGAACUAGUAUUACCUAAGGCCCUGGACCUAUACUUUCCACGAUGGCUUAAUCAUCUAAUGCACAGCAUGAUAAUGGUUACAACUAUUUUAGAAAUGCUAAUGGUACCAAGACAAUAUCCUAAACGAUCCCAAGGUUUAGGAGUACUUACGGGAUUCAUGCUAAUUUACUUAUCUUGGAUGCACUUUGUAUAUUAUAUGAAUGGAAUUUGGGCUUAUCCUGUAAUAGAAAUUUUAACAUGGCCUUUCAGAAUUAUAUUUUAUUUGGCUCUGUUAAUGUUUGCAGCUGGUCUUUAUUAUGUUGGUGAAUUAUUGGAUCAAUUAAUUUGGGGUGAAUAUUUAAUUUUAUUACAAUCUAUAAUUGAUUAUCAGUCCAUGUCAUAA
Molecule: messenger RNA, 724 nt
Organism: Ceratosolen solmsi marchali
Lineage: Eukaryota; Metazoa; Arthropoda; Insecta; Hymenoptera; Agaonidae
Product: androgen-dependent TFPI-regulating protein
Exons: 4
Coding region: 2-724 (240 amino acids)
Cellular component (GO): endomembrane system; membrane
Source: RefSeq, a predicted model, not a curated record